Durusdinium trenchii is the source of this 3004-nucleotide messenger RNA. Lineage: Eukaryota; Dinophyceae; Suessiales; Symbiodiniaceae. The record is from the annotation of a GenBank genome assembly.
CUCUUUUCCUGUGACUUUCAUGUUGAAAUUCCAUGGCACGUUCAGUGGCGUCACGGCGCUGGCACUGGCGUUGGCGGAGGAGGAGUGCCAUGGCGUCCUAGCAGGCCCCGAGUGCUGCGAAGUGGAGGAUUUGGAGGAUCACCAGAUCCUCCAGAAGCCUUGGCGCGACCAGAUCCUCCAGGACAACAUGGUGAAGUUUGGGAAGGUGGGCGGCGAUGGGAGCCACCGCUACGAGUCAUCGCUGAACCCCGCGCUGUGUGAACGAGACCUGCAAGAUCUCAGGGCAGAGAACCCCAACUUCUUUGCACCCCGAGGGCACGCAGCGCGGCGGGAGGCCUUCGAGGCGUGUGCCCGGCGGAACGCACGUUUGGUGGAACUCCACGUGGAUUUGGAGAUGGCAGGAGAUUGCAGCAUGCAUUAUGUGGGCGAUUUCUGCUCUCCCUUCUCGUGCGCCGUGGUCUACGAGAAAUGGAUUCUAUCGGCUCAAUACUUCAUUGAGAACUUUCCACAAUGUGCCACCUUCGCCUUGCAGCCUUGCAUUUGGCAGAACGCUGCCCAGAUGCAUCGAGUCUCUUCACUGCAACAGCUACCAGAACUCUUCGAGGCACUGGAGCUCACCCUCGACACCGACCUCGAGCGGGACAAAGAGGUCCAGACUCUCUUGACCACCUUGGAGAAUCUCUCCGACGACCUGCUGCCGUGGCCGCUGCUGCGGCCCUUUGCCGAUGCUGCGGCCCUUGGGCGAAAGCGGCUGAGGCUGUCGCGGCCACCGCAGAAGCUGCUGGAGAGCGGCAUCCCUGUGAUCCUCGACCUUCUAGCGCCUGCCAUCCAAACGUUGCUGUGCGAAGAGAUGGGCUGCCAGCCCUUCCUCGACGAGAGCUUGCUCGCAGGUGCCACACGUCUUCGGCCGCGCUGGCGCGAGCUGGGCUCCCUCUGCGCAGCUGGACAGUUCCAGCGUGCGGCAGAACUUGAACGACGUUAUGCGGGCGAGACAGAGCGCUGGGUGGCUGCCUUGGCACAGCUAGGUCAUGAUGUUCCUCCAGACUUCUUGCUGUCCUUCCAGGAGCUUUGCAACCUUCUGGGCCGUAGUCAUGCCUCUCCCACGAGAUCCCCGCUUUCACGCGACAUCUGCGGGGAGUCGACCGUGCCGGCGGUGGAACCCACUGGUUGCAGUUGCAGGGCGGAGCCCGUGCACUGCUUUCAGCCCCGUGCACGUCUUUGGGGGCGACGGGUGCGGCGCGCUGUGGUGGCCGCCUUUGAUCUGCAGAUACCACUGGAUGAACCUUACAGGACCUGGGGAGUGCAUGAUGCACCCUUGGACUUCUUGAUGAACUUUGAUCUCAGCCUCACACCAGGCGAAACUGACCGUGUGCUCUUGCUGCCCCGGGCACAUCUGGCACUCUACCCGCUGACCACACGCACUCGCCGAAGGCUACAAGGUGCCAAGGUGAAGGUCAUUGAGGUCCCAUGGAUUGAGCCUCCAGGCGUCUCGCCCACGGUGGCUCAGCGCAACCAGGAGAACCACUUCGGAAACAGGGAGUACAUCCGUUUGCACGCGAUGAAUUUGGACUAUGACGUCGUGGUCUACUUGGACACCGACGUGCGGAUUGUUGGGGAUUUGAACCCCAUUUUUGAAGAAGGCCAAGACCUCUUCGUGUCCACCGGCAGCACGGUGGCGCCCUUGGACGGCGGCUUCUUCGCGGUACGACCCAGUGGAGCCUUGUUCCGAGCCAUGCUCGAUGUCUUGCGCACGGUGCACUACGACCGUGAAACGGGCUGGAACAGGAUGGGCCAUGGCUACAGCUUGGCACUUGGACGCGCGGAGGGAAAUUAUCCCGCUGGCCCACAAGGAUUUCUGUAUCAUUUCUUCUACAUGGCCGAUCCAGCAGUCGACUUGGCACUGAAGCGGAAUGGUGCAGUUCGCCCUCGAAGUGCGCAGGUGGAUUCCUGUCAGUGGAAUUACAACAGUUUCCAUGGAAGCUUCAAGUGGAGAUACUUGGACGAAAGCAGCUACUUCGCGGCCAUGCCCGAAGAGUGGCGCCGACAGGUGGAAUCGUUUCAUCGUCGAGUAACCUGGACCUUUCCCUGCGACUUCACCGUGAAAAAGCCCGUGCUGGUGCACCACAUGGACGAAGCCAUCGAAGGCUACUUGGAACACCUACAGCAGCAACAUCCGAAUCAGACCACAGUGCUCCUGCCGCGAAAAGAUACCUGCGCAAUUGCUGGGCAGGGGGAUGUCAUGGAUCGCCUCAAGCGGCUUUGGCAACACCUGGUGCCGGCCGCCGUGGGCGGAGAGGGCUCCUCCUCCUCCAGCACCUCAGCGCCUCGGAAGGUGUGGUAUGCACCAUACAAGUUCGAGGCCUACGGCGAAGAGGAGAUCGCCGCUGUGACCGCAGCCCUGAGGGAUGGCUGGUUGGCCCCUGGCCCACGCACCGAUGAGUUCGAGGCAAAGGUCUCUGAGCUCUUUGGAAAGCGCUUUGGCGUGAUGGUGAACUCCGGAAGCUCUGGGAACAUUAUUGGCUUGGCAGCCUUAGGCUUGCAGCGAGGCGACGAGGUCAUCACGCCAGCAUGCACCUUCGCCACCUGCAUCGCGCCCAUGGAGCAGCUGGGGUUGACGCCGGUCUUCAUAGACGUGAUCCCCAACCGCUAUGACUCCUGUGACACCAUCACCUAUACCGCGGAGUCCGAUGUUUCUGUGAUCUCCUUCUACGCCCCAUGGACGGAAUUUGGUCGCAGGUCACAGGACGCCUCCCACAUCAUCACUGCCGGUGGAUUGGGUGGCUGUGACAUGUCUGAACGUUUUGGGCAUAGCGUCGAUGGCAUUGAGUAUGACUUCAAGUUCCUUUAUGGUUGUGUAGGUUGGAACAUGAAGGCCUGCGAGAUGAAUGCAGCCUUCGGCCUGGCACAGCUGAAGAAGUUGGAGCACUUCAAGGUGACGCGGUGUCCACUGACGACUGAGCUGGAGAAAUGGGCGUGUCACCGACGACUGAGCGUGGUGGACUGA